AUGUUAUCGCAGUUCUUCACAGCGGCAAAAGGCAUAUUGUUUUCUGAACAAAAUCCAAAUAACAGCUCUAACAUUGCGACACCGGAACAGGAACACACUGCGCCCGCGACAAAUUCGAAGAUGGUUACCACUCGCCGAUCAGCAGCCCAUGUUGCUGCUAUUCCGACAGAAGAUGCUGGACUGAGUGGAUCAUUAGAGUCAAAUGGGAAGCGCAAAUCUGAUAAUAGCACAUCAGAGACGCCGGAAGCAAAAGGCAGCAAACGGAGAAAGAGGAGCCGUAUACAAGUUGCGGAGCAAGAAGUAACGCAUGAUAAGGAAGAUGCGGGGAAGGAGGCAGCGCCAAAGAAGCACUUUCGGUUUGAUAGCGAAGAACCCGUACUGCCCGAACCCACAGAGACAGAGGAGCCGAUAGACACGCAGCAAGAGGAUCAGGACGAGGGGAGCAGCGACGACGAAGCCCCGGAGACUGUGGACAACUCUACGCAACUAUCUAAAAUUAAAUCAGAGGCCAGGAAACAGGAAAAGGCGAGACAAAUAGAAGAGCAAUUCAAACGAGAAAAGAGGCGACAAUUGGACGAGGCGCGCAAACAACAAGCCAAAGCUUCAAUUAAACGAAAAGAAACCCCUGCUCUUCAAGCCGCGCCAGGAUCUGGUACCUCAGCCGAAGAUAUCGUGUCGGAGAGUUCAGAAACGCUGCAAGGAUCCUAUACACAAGAUUCCCGACGCCCAACGCUUCCCGCCCUUCUUCCAGAUGACAUCCUAAAUGCAGUUCCUGAGGUCCGGCCACCGACACCUCCACCAGAAACACAAGCGCCCCCGCAGAAACAACCCACAAAACUCAGGUUUCUCGAGAAGAAGGAGAAAACUCCAAAGGAUGUGAGAAUGGGCGAUGUGGCGAUCCGAGUGCUCGACGGUGGUGGCUCACAAAAACAACGAAGCACAGCUCUUCCUCCAAAAGCCUCGAAGACUGGACGCAAUGCGAAGGAAGCAUGGUUGAAACAGGCACGUAGUACUGGACAUGUCAAUGGCAUGAGGAUGGCCAGCAGCGGCUCAAAGGGCUUUGUGCGCAAAUGCGAUGAUCACAACGGCAAUCAUUUGGCAGGCACUACCGAAUCCUCUCCCCUCCUCCCUCAACACAACCAUGCUGCACCUUCCAAUACGUCACCACGAGGAAGCCGGCCUUCACGGACGGUGACAUUCAACCCUCUCGCUACAGUCAGCACAUACCACGAUUCCGCCUCGGCCGACCCGACUUUCAAGCCCAUAGCAUCAGGAUCUCUCCCGGGCUCAAAUACCUCUUCCCAACAAAGGUCGACCGGGCUCUCCGCCCUGAACAGCAAGCUUCGCCGUCGCAACAGCCAUGGAGCUCCUGGCACGGUCGCCUCGUCUUACCCUACUUCGAAAGUUGGCCCACAAAGAACAACAAAGACUGCACAGAAACUGAAACUUUUACCCGAUCCUAUAACAGAGGAGGAGCUUGAUGAGGAGACAUCUCCUUCAGAUGUUUACAGGCAAAUCGCGCGAAUCAAGGAACCCGCUGCUCGCAGCCUUGCGGCAAGGCUAGGAAAAGCUGAUCGAGACCGAUUGCCUCGAGUAUCGGCGUACUGCACGGCCAAUUCCUAUCGUUUAGAUGGUGUGUUCAAAUUCUUGAAGUCACGGUCCAAAACCCGCGGUGCCAAUCCAAAACUAUUUGACGAAUGCGUCUACUCGCGAUUUGACUACAACCACGAGGAGAAACAGAAAUAUGGAGCGGACUCCAAUAAUGUUGAUGCGGACAAUACCCACACUGUCGAACGGGCACCGAGGGAGCGCAGAUUCUCGGACAGUGCGGUAGAAGUAAAUGACCAAAGAGAGGAGCUUAUUGACUUACAUGAUCACAAUGCCCACCAACAAAGUUCGACCGAAGAAUCUAUUCUUGAUAACGCCCCGGAUAUUGACACCACAAUUGACGCCCCAGAAGUAUUCCUUUUUGAUUAUGGUACCGUCGUCAUAUGGGGCAUGUCACCAGCCCAAGAGUCUCGGUUUUUAUCAGAUAUAUCAAAGUUCGCAACCUCAAUUCUCAGUCCGGAUGACCUCCAGGUCGAGAAUUUCAACUUCUACUAUGCUCGUGAAUACCAAGCCCGGAUAUACAACGAUUUUAUUUCUUUGCGUGACCCCCGGAAUUAUAUGAUUAAACUCGCCAUUUCACAUGCUUUAGCUCAGUCUGUGAAGACGUCCCUUUUUGAAGACCUCGUUUCUGAAACCAUAUCGAAUACCGCACCAUUACCGGCUCAGAUCGCGCAGACGGGAAGUGUCAACCUCUCAAGACAACAAAUCAACAUGCAAGUCGGAGAGCUAUUUAUCCUCCGUAUAAAUAUCCACCUGCAGGGCUCAGUGUUGGACAGUCCAGAGUUGAUGUGGGCAGAACCACAAUUGGAGCCUGUAUACCAAGCUGUCCGAAGCUACUUGGAGAUGGACCAACGCGUGACUCUUUUGACGGAACGACUAGAUGUGAUAGCGGAUCUUCUUGCAGUGCUGAAAGAUCAAUUAACUCACCGUCAUGGUGAGUAUCUCGAGUGGAUAGUCAUCGUCCUUAUUGCCGCAGAAAUUCUUGUGGCUGCGAUCAACAUUGUUGUUGAUUUGUACGCUGGUGUUGAAUAG
Aspergillus versicolor CBS 583.65 is the source of this 2640-nucleotide messenger RNA. RefSeq lists its product as uncharacterized. The coding region runs from base 1 to 2640 and encodes 879 amino acids. NCBI's taxonomy places the organism in Eukaryota, Fungi, Ascomycota, Eurotiomycetes, Eurotiales, Aspergillaceae. Gene Ontology annotation, molecular function: snoRNA binding. The record is from RefSeq and is a predicted model, not a curated record. The transcript is spliced from 6 exons. Gene Ontology annotation, biological process: rRNA processing.